This is a messenger RNA of Chironomus riparius, 1056 nucleotides long. The record is from the annotation of a GenBank genome assembly. Lineage: Eukaryota; Metazoa; Arthropoda; Insecta; Diptera; Chironomidae.
AAAAAAAUCAAAAGUUGCGCACUUUUUAAAAGCACUUCAGGAGCUUUUUGAUCAACAAUUUUCAGUGUGAACUCUUAAAAUAAUAAAUUUUUCAUCAUUUACUGGCUAAGGUCGACCGAGGAAACAAGUACUUUACCAUUCGAAAUGAGUAAUGUACAUUUGGCAAAAGGUUCUCACCAACCAGCCUUUCCUGAUGACGGCAAACUUCGUCUGUACUCGAUGAAAUUUUGUCCGUAUGCUCAACGAGCUCAUUUGGUGCUGGAUGCCAAAAACAUUCCCUAUCAUGUUGCUUACAUAAAUCUCACUGAGAAACCGGAAUGGCUUCAGAAAGUGUCUGCAUUAACGAAAGUGCCUGCUUUAGAAAUUCCUGGACAUGGAGAAUCUUUAAUUGAGUCAUUGAUCAUCGCUGAUUAUCUUGAUGAGAAAUAUCCUCAACAUCCUCUGCAUUCGAAAGAUCCAUUGCAGAAAGCACGUGAUAGGAUCUUAGUUGAACGAUUUGAUAGCUUUAUAACUCCAUUCUAUCGAAUUGUUUUCCAACGCAAUCAGAGCGGUUCUCCUGGAGCUAUAACUGAGUUAACGAAUGCUUUAGAUCUUUAUGAGAAGGAAUUGAGGGAACGUAAGACAAAAUUUUUCGGGGGUCAAAGACCUGGAAUGUUGGAUUAUAUGAUCUGGCCGUGGUGUGAGCGUUCUGAUUCAAUGAAGUUCAUACUCGGAGAUAAAUAUGAGCUUGAUAAGGUGCGCUUUUCUGAGUUGUUGAAAUGGAAAGAUGAAAUGCAAAAAGACAAAGCCGUAAAAGAGAAUUACAUUUCACCAGAAGAUCAUUUCAAAUAUGCAUCUUUGAGACUCGCAGGCACACCUGAUUAUGAUUUUUUAGCGGUAGUUCCGCCUAAGAAACUGCGUUUAUCCUGAAAUGAUAAAGGAAUCUACAACACUAUGUACUCAAUUUUCUACUGCUACUUACUAAAAUGUUAUUUACUUAACUGAAAUCAAGAAUCUUAUGUCUUAUUUUUAUGCAAUAAAAGAUGUUCUUUAAUUUUUAACACAUUUAAUCACAGA